ACCGCAGCUUCCUGCUUUGCUCGCGACUUCAUAGCUCUCUUCUCCCUCCUCUUCGCUCUUCUACCCGUACCGCUCCCACCCAUCAUUCGCAACUAUCUUCAUCCCGCCGCACUUACGUCUGCUUUGCCGCUCAAUCAUAAACUACAGCCCUGUCAGCAAUGGCAGCCAACCAGGACCCCGAAUUCACCACCGUUCUGCCUUCAGAGGGAUCUCCAAUGCAGAGUUCAGCGCCCCCUCACGCCAUGCCACCACCCAAACCCAGCAAAGGCCUCUCAAUUCCAAGCACAGUGCUCAGAAUUCUUGCUUUCCUAUUGGCUAUCAUUUCGUUCGGCAUCGCUCUUAGGUCCACCCGCAUGACAAAAUGUAUCAGAAGCGGCCCCUCGAGCGACACUGUUCCUACCGACGCAAGUGGAAAGGCCACUCCAACCCCUCUCCCCCGCGUCGGAAAGUACUGUGACCCCGAAGGGAGUAUCGGCAGGGACUUGCUCAUAUUGGUUAGUAGCUGGUACCAGUCUCAGAUUCUUUGGCUACUUGAUGCUGAUGGUUGUUUAGCUCUCUGUUCUGAUGGCGUUGAGUGCGCUCUGGAACUUGAUCAGUAUUGCCGGACCUUUGAUGAGGAAACCUUUCGGAGCAGCCGCCAACGUAACUUUUCACGACGCGCUCUUCCCGCUGCUCUUGAUUUUUUCCGUCUUCACCCUUUUGUACAGCCACUGGUUUCUCAAAACCCAAUACAAGAACACGCCGCACCAUGUUAUAGUGCCUGAAAAGCAAUGGGGGGAGGCGGUCAGCAGCCUGGGAAUCAUCCUAAGGUAAGUCCUUGGGUCUCUUC
Aplosporella prunicola CBS 121167 is the source of this 829-nucleotide messenger RNA. RefSeq lists its product as uncharacterized. The coding region runs from base 159 to 764 and encodes 201 amino acids. The transcript has a single exon. Lineage: Eukaryota; Fungi; Ascomycota; Dothideomycetes; Botryosphaeriales; Aplosporellaceae. The record is from RefSeq and is a predicted model, not a curated record.